Wyeomyia smithii (pitcher-plant mosquito) is the source of this 1731-nucleotide messenger RNA. RefSeq names its product beta-1,4-glucuronyltransferase 1-like. The transcript is spliced from 5 exons. The record is from RefSeq and is a predicted model, not a curated record. The coding region runs from base 295 to 1677 and encodes 460 amino acids. NCBI's taxonomy places the organism in Eukaryota, Metazoa, Arthropoda, Insecta, Diptera, Culicidae.
GUUCAUCAUUGUAAACGUAGCACGAAACAGUUCUACAUGCUUCCAAAAACUACCGAUCGACCAAUCGUUGUUUUGUGUUGCGUGGUUUAGGCGAUAUCUUAUCACUUGCAUUCAAUUCAACGUAUGAAUGAGUGUUCAAUUUUUUCACUAGGAACUCUAUUAUUAAACCAAUAGUGAUUCAUUACGGUCUACGGUUUGGUGGAGAACGCUGACGAUUUUUAUUUUGUGUUACUUAAUUCAAAAGUGAGCGUGUUUUAGAUGUGAACGGAAAAUUUCAGCUGAAGAACUUUCAAAAUGAAAAUGUCGCUCCCAGUGGCUUACACCCGGCUGAAUGCUGAUCAGCAAAACCACAAAUCGAAAAUUUCCAAACUUAUUCUACCACUGAUCGUGAUAGCUUUUGUUCUAUUCUGUGGGAUUGGCUUUCUCACUACCAGUAGGAGACCUGGAAUUUACCAGUAUCAACCUAUGCGCUACCAAUACAAAUCAGAACCGCUCAAUCAAUCCAGACUGAUGAUGGAACUAAGAUCUCUUCUCAACUGCCAUUCCGUAGACGACAGCUUUCGAAUCGAGAUGCGGGGUAAUUACUGGGUGCUGGUGAAUUUUCUUACCCCUAGUGGGGUGACCCUUAAUGGAGAGCGAUACCGGCGGGAACCGGUCAAGUGCUACGAAACCAUAACCUACACCACGCAUGGCGACUACAGCUUCCUGGACAAUAUCAUACCACUGCUGGAACGAUGGGAAGCUCCACUUAGCUUGGCACUGUAUGCUCCGGGGGAUGAGGUUAAGGCCGCCAUCGACGCUCUCCGCUGGUUGAUGUUCUGCCAUCGGCAGUCCUAUCUGGUGGAGGAAUGGGUUUCGGUUCAUCUUUAUUUCGACACCGCUCGGAUGCCGUCGAAGCCGAUCCAGUUCUAUCGAGAUCUACUUUCCCAGCCUCCACCCUAUUGUGCGGACACUUUCCAAGAUUUGGUUGUGCUUCCCAACUCCAUACCCAACCGAACAGCCGAUCACAUCUACCCGGUGAAUGUGGGUCGCAACAUCGCCCGGGACGCAGCGCAAACGCAUUUCGUACUGGCGAGUGAUAUCGAGCUUUACCCGAACCCGGGUUUCAUAGAUAUGUUUUUCCGCAUGAUCGCCCAUCCCGCGUAUCGGCACACCCUGGACGUUGCCGGCGUUUACGUACUACCAAUCUUCGAGGUGGCGGAAACAGCAUCCAUUCCCGAGAAUAAGACUGAACUGCUCGAGAUGCUUAAACGGGGCGAAGCGAUAAAGUUUCACGAGAAGAUUUGCGAAAAAUGUCACACCGUACCCGGAUACGAGCACUGGCUGAAGAUAACCAAGGAGGACGCCACAAUGGACAUUGCGAACACUGCGAUCCGGGAGGGUCCGUUCGCACUGUGGGAACCGAUUUUCGUUAGCACGAAACGUGAACCGCACUAUGAUGAACGUUUGAGUUGGGAAGGGAAGUUCGACAAAAUGAGUCAGGGCUACGUUAUGUGUGUUUUAGGCUACAACUUUCAUGUGCUGGAUAAUGGCUUUUUGGUGCAUAAACCUGACAUAAAAAGUGUAAGCGAAGCUGCCCGGCCAGAGUUGGAACGGAAACAGCGGAAGUUCGUGGAGGAUGUCAUUUUGGAAGAGCUUAAGAUUUUGUAUGGUGAAAGUGAUCGGUGUGAAUUAUGAUUAAAAGAAAAUACAAAGUGUCUGAGUAUGUGUAAGUUCUAAAGAAACCUAAAC